Baudoinia panamericana UAMH 10762 is the source of this 1305-nucleotide messenger RNA. RefSeq lists its product as uncharacterized. The transcript has a single exon. Lineage: Eukaryota; Fungi; Ascomycota; Dothideomycetes; Mycosphaerellales; Teratosphaeriaceae. Gene Ontology annotation, molecular function: NAD+ binding. Bases 174 to 1124 code for a protein of 316 amino acids. The record is from RefSeq and is a predicted model, not a curated record.
GUGCAUGGCCCGGUUCCGCGUGUAUACGGCGACAAAGGCCGGUGUGAAGCAGUCAACAAUGGCGAGAGCGUGAAUGAGCUACCUAGCAAACGACGUUCUUGUUAGUGUUAAUGUUGCAAAGUCCGGGCUGAACUUGUCGGUCCUCGCUGGUUCGUAACGCUCUUCCAACGAAGAUGGUGAAGGCGCGCGCAUGGCUCCAGCGCGAGACAGCCUCCAGCCUCGUCGAACAAGAACUGUUCGACCCCGCAGACCUCUCGGAUGCUCCAGCCACCGCUGAUAUGUUGCAGACGGUCGCUCGCCAACUGCUGAACAAGCGCCAGAUCAUUGUCUUCACCGGGGCAGGCAUCUCUACGGCUGCCGGCAUCUCCUGCUUUCAAGGCCCGUAUAACGCUAAUCCACAAGCACGGAUGAUGCUGGAAGCGUUUCAGCUUAACAAUUUUGAGAACGAUUUCUGGACCUUCAUCACAGAGCUGAGGCAGCAAUGCAAGGGGAAGAGGCCUACUGUCUUCCAUCGCAUGAUCGACGGCUUCUCGCAGCGCCAACAGCUGAAAUGGACGUUCACACAGAACAUUGACGGCCUUGAACGGCUUUGCGGCCAUCUGGGUGACAAGGUCACAUACCUACACGGUCGACUAGACCAACUUCGCUGUACAAAGAAUGCCGCCCACAAGACCGCGUUCGAAGCUCCCAACGGCGUAUACGGCGAAUGUCCGGUGUGCAUCGAGCUGAAGACAGAGCCUCCCGGGGACUCUGGGGACAUUGUGAAACCUCGUCGGUCAUCGCGUAUCCGGGAUCAAGUCGGUCGCUUACGGCCAGACAUCGUACUGUACGGCGAAGACACACCAGAAGCAGACAGCAUCGGCGAACAGAUUCGGAACAUGAAGCUCGCACCGCAAGCAGACGCGCUAAUCAUUGCUGGGACAAGCAUGACCAUCGCCGCCGCUCGGAAUGCUGUGGAGACACUCAAGGCCGGGCUUUCGGAGGGUAGUGAAGUUUUCUGGGUGAAUCUGCAGCGUGUCCCGAAGUCCAUCGAGCAUCUGAUAGACGUGCCACUUCUUACGUCGACUGAGCGGUUCGGUAACGCUGUGCUCGAUAUGUGGAGGCAGCAGAGUACGGCAGUAUAAACAACGUAUUCAGCAGAUCGAAGCGGCGGUGGCGCAGGUAGUUGCGAGUAUCUGUACCCACCCUAUGGCGUGUGGAAUUGCUCUCCAUCCGCAUCGGCUGUCGUUCUUGCGUCGAAGGACACAGAUUGGACUCUGUAUGUCCACCCAGAGGGUUGCCAUGUUCUAGCAUUUUUUGUCCAUA